This is a messenger RNA of Bufo gargarizans (Asiatic toad), 2059 nucleotides long. RefSeq names its product zinc finger protein OZF-like. Bases 23 to 1675 code for a protein of 550 amino acids. The transcript is spliced from 2 exons. The record is from RefSeq and is a predicted model, not a curated record. Lineage: Eukaryota; Metazoa; Chordata; Amphibia; Anura; Bufonidae.
CAAGGAUCUGUACAAGGAGGCCAUGAUGGAGGAGCACCAGCCUCUUAUAUCACAGGAAAAUCUCAGUAAGAAAUGUGAAAAUGUCAUGUUACCACUAGAUGAAGAUAUCCUGCAGCGCUCUUCAGGAGAAAACCUCAUUACACUUAAUGUACAUCCAGGACUUCACAGUACAGAUCUGUCAUAUAAUCCUCCUAAUUAUGAGGACCCUUCUCCGGACCAAUCACAGAUUGUUACCGCAAGUACAAGUCAGAAAAGGAUUAAAAGGUUUCAUUGUGGUAAAGAAUCCACAAACAGCUCAGGACUUUCUACACACCGAAAACGUCACAAAGGAGAGAAAAUGUAUUCAUGUUUUGAAUGUGGGAAAUGUUUCACAUGGAAAUCACAUCUAGUUAGACAUGAGAAAAGUCAUACAGGAGAGAAACCAUAUUCAUGUUCAGAAUGUGGGAACUCUUUCACACAGAAAUCACAUCUUAUUGCACAUAAGAGAUGUCACACAAGAGAGAAAAUGUAUUUAUGUUCAGAAUGUGGGAAAUGUUUUAAAGAGAAAUCAAAACUUGUUAAACAUGUGAGAAGUCACACAGGGGAAAAGCCUUAUUCAUGUUCACAAUGUGGAAAAUGUUUUACAGUGAAAUCAAAUCUUGUUACACAUGAGAGAAUUCACACUGGGGAAAAGCCAUAUUCAUGUUCAGAAUGUGGGAAACGUUUUUUAAAUAAAUCAAGACUUUUAAAACAUAAGAGAUGUCACACAGGAGAGAAACCAUAUACAUGUUCAGAAUGUGGGAAAUGUUUUACACAGAAAACACAUCUUGUUAGACAUGAGAGAAGUCACACAGGAGAGAAACCAUAUUCAUGUUCAGAAUGUGGGAAAUGUUUUACAGUGAAAACACUUCUUCUUAGACAUGAGAGAAGUCACACAGGAGAGAAACCAUAUUCAUGUUCAGAAUGUGGGAACUGUUUCACACAUAAAUCAAAUCUUAUUGCACAUAAGAGAUGUCACACAGGAGAGAAAAUGUAUUCAUGUUUAGAAUGUGGGAAAUGUUUUAUACAGAAAAUACAUCUUGUUAGACAUGAGAGAAAUCACACAGGAGAGAAACCAUAUUCAUGUUCAGAAUGUGGGAAAUGUUUUACAGAGAAAACAUAUCUUGUUAGACAUGAGAGAAGUCACACAGGAGAGAAACCAUAUUCAUGUUCAGAAUGUGAGAAAUGUUUUACACAGAAAUCAAAUCUUAUUGCACAUAAGAGAUGUCACACAGGAGAGAAAAUGUAUUCAUGUUCAGAAUGUGGGAAAUGUUUUAGAGAUAAAUCAAAACUUGUUAUACAUGUGAGAAUUCAUACAGGGGAAAAGCCAUAUUCAUGUUCGCAAUGUGGGAAAUAUUUCACACAGAAAUCAGUACUUGUUAUACAUGAGAGAUGUCACACAGGAGAGAAACCAUAUACAUGUUCAGAAUGUGGGAAAUGUUUUACACAGAAAUCACAGCUUGCUUUACAUGAGAGAAUUCACACAGGAGAGAAACCAUAUAUGUGUUUAGAAUGUGGGAAAUGUUUUAGACGAAAAUCAAAUCUGGUUAUACACGAGAGAACUCACACUGGGGUAAAGCCGUAUUCAUGUUCAGAAUGUGGGAAAUGUUUUUCACAGAAAUCCACUCUUGUUAAACAUGAAAGACAUCACACAUGAGAGAAGCCGUAUUCGUGUUCAGAAUGUGACAAACGUUUUUCAGAAAUAUCAAGUCUUGUAAAACAUAAGAGGAUUCACACAUUAGAGAAGCUGCAUUCAGAAUGAGAAAAAUGUUUUUUUUCUAAACCCAUAAUUAGGGGUCAUUAGUGAAGUCACACAAGAGAGAAGCCAUAUGGCCACAAUAUAAGGAAACAAUAUAUCACUGGAUCAUAGACUUUGUUUUCAUUUCAGGUUGUAUAUUUGGAUAUAAAUGCUUUACCACCUCAGCUCCCUUAACUUAACCCUCCUUAAUGACCAGACCACUUUUUACAAUUCUGCACUACGCUACUUUCACGGUUUAUUGCUCGGUCAUACAUCUUACCACCCAAAUGAAUUUUACCUCCU